Messenger RNA from Oryza brachyantha (malo sina), 3311 nucleotides. Its product is annotated as putative disease resistance protein RGA1. The record is from RefSeq and is a predicted model, not a curated record. Gene Ontology annotation, biological process: defense response to other organism. Gene Ontology annotation, molecular function: ATP hydrolysis activity; ADP binding. The transcript has 2 exons. Lineage: Eukaryota; Viridiplantae; Streptophyta; Magnoliopsida; Poales; Poaceae. Bases 49 to 3027 code for a protein of 992 amino acids.
GUCCCUUGUCUGAUCUCCUUGUUGACUUUCUGAUCGAAAAAGCAUUCCAUGGCAAAUCCAUGGAGGAUUGCAGCUAUGGGCUUGGUCGUAACCGUGCUAGGUUGGUUUCUGUCGCCCAUGAUCAGCUUGCUGGUGAACAAAUUCUUUUCCAGCCUCUUCGAUGCGUCGCGGAAGAUCCAAGAGCUGGCCAUUCAUACCGUCCCAAAGCUGGAGCAGAUGCUGAGAGAAAUCGAGGAGCAGAGGAUGCACAGAAAGGCGAAAAAGGAGAGAUCUGCCGUGCAACAUCUCGACGAGCUUGCCAAGAUCGUAAAAUCGGCCUUGUACGAAGCAGAAGACAUCCUUGAUCUCAUUGAUUAUCACCGAAUCGAGAGGGAUAUCGUCGGCGGCGACGAUGACGGUGACGAUGCGCCACACGCCGGCAGCAACUGGCAUCAGCACAUCCGCGACGCCAUCCACGCCUGCAUUGACUGUUGCAAGAACAGAUCAGCUGAGCUGCUACCGAUUCAUCGUGCCCCGUCGGUUUCCUUGGAGUUCAGCAGCUGCUGCCAAUCCGUACUCAUCUGGUCAACGAACUGGUUUCAGGUUGCUCGUGAUUAUCGAGAUUACUGGUCAUAUGAAGUGGUUGGCAUCACAGGUUAUUACCAGGAAGAUGGGGUCGCAGUAGAUUCUUUUCUGCCUUCAAUUGCCAGAUGGAAACUGGGGAGGAGAAUAGAAAAGCUAGAAAAUACUGUUGCGGAUGUGGAGAAGUCACCUCUGUUAAACCAGAAAAGCAGUGGCACCUGGAAUGAUAUUGUCAACAUGAACAGGAGAAGCAUUACAUCAAGUAGUACACGGAAGGUAUUCGGCCGAGACAUGGAGCGUGAUACGAUAAGAAGUAUGCUUCGUGAGGGGCCAGAUGAUUCUGCAGCGAGUUCCAGUAGCAGCAAAUGUUAUUCUGUGAUUUGCAUCUAUGGAAUUGCAGGGUCUGGGAAGACUACGCUGGCACAAUAUGUAUGUGACCAUGAAAAGGAGGACAAAGACAGAUAUUUCGACACUAUCAUGCUAAUCUAUAUUUCCAAGGCUUACAGACUGGAAGAUAUAUUUCGUGAUAUGCUUGACGAGAUCACACGAAAUCGGCACUCUGAAAUUACUGACUGCAAAGGGCUGGAAGCCAAAUUGGUGGAGAAUUUGAGAGGCAAACGGUUCUUGUUGGUACUGGAUGAUCUCUGGGUUCACGACGAGAAUCACGAGAAGCUGCUUUCUCCCCUCAACGCUGGAAAGGCAGGCAGCAGGAUUCUGGUGACAACCCAGAGUAAAGAGGCAGCUCUAGGCUCUAAUAGACUUAUUGCAAUAUCUGAUUUGGAAGAGGAGCAAUACUUCUCAAUGUUUAUGCAUUAUGCACUUGACAGUACAGUUUUCGAUGAUCGAGAAUUCAUACCGAUUGGGAGGAAAAUUGCUAACAAGCUAAACAGGUCACCUAUUGCAGCAGUUACAGUGGCAGGGCAGCUUUGGAGAAACCCAGACAUCAGGUUUUGGCAAACAACCGCAAACCUUGACGUGCUGAAUAAGACCAAGGGAGCUCUGUGGUGGAGCUACAACCAACUUGUUGUGGAUGUCAGGCGAUGCUUUCAGUACUGCAGCAUCUUCCCCAGAAGGCAUGAAAUGGAACGAGACAAUCUAGUUCGUAUGUGGGUAGCACAAGGAUUUGUCAAGGACAACGAUGGGCACAAGGAAGAUGUAGAAGAUGUUGGUCAGGAUUACUUCCAUGACCUGUAUUCGUGCUCAUUUCUUCAACUCAAAAGGAAAGUCACCUCUGACAUCAGUUCCGGUGAGUACUUCACAGUCCAUGACAUGUUCCAUGAAUUAGCAGUGACGAUUGCCGGAAGUGAUUGCGUUAGAAUUGACAGAGGCAUCGUGACUGAACAUCUUCCUAAACAUGUCCGCCAUCUUUGCAUAGAGUGCUACAGUGGAGCAGAGUUCCCAGAGCAGAUUCUGAAGCUGGCAAACCUGCGCACUCUAAUCAUGUGCAAUUCUGUGGGGGGCAUGAGCAAAGAUGAUUUCGAGCGUGUCCUGACGAGGCUAAGGAAGCUGCGAGUGGUGCACUUGGACCUGCAAGAUUUGAGCACGGUCCCUGCAUGCAUUGGCGAACUGAAACAUCUUCGCUACAUUGGCAUCUCACCCUCGCUUUUCAACGACAUCACAUUGCCAGCCGAAUUCACCAAGCUUUACCAUCUGCAUGAGUUUUGGUUCUCGCCUUCCAUUGAUUUGCAUUUUACCUCCCCGGCAAGAAUGGGGAACCUCAUCAAUUUGCGGUAUAUGCACACAUGGAAAGGCCUGGACAUCCCUGACAUUGGGAGGCUGACAUUGCUCCGGAAUCUGUUUCGCUUCACUGUGAGGAAAGACAAGGGGUAUGAGAUCACACAGCUGGAGCACCUCAACAGCCUUAGUUUCAGGCUGUUCAUCGACCAUCUUGAAAACAUAACAAGCAGGGAGGAAGCAGCUCUAGCUAGGCUAGCAGACAAGGCACACCUGAAGGACCUGACGCUGAGGUGGGGUGGCGACGACGAACACUCCACGACACCGAGAGCGACAGAUCCGGAGCUCGAAGCCGAGGUGCUCCAGGAGCUCCGGCCACCGUCCGGGAUCACGUCACUUUGCAUCAGAGACUACAGUGGUGCAAGAUACCCGAGCUGGUUGUCAGGAGAAGACGAUCAGGGAGAUCUCCCGGCCUUGAAAUAUCUCAUGUUCUGGGGUUGCAAUGGCUCGAGUGUACCACCCAUGUUUGGUGAGCGUUUCAGUCUUCUGUAUCAGCUCUCGGUUGCAGGCUGCAGCUGGAGCUCUUUGCCUGACAACUUGGACUGCCUGACCAUGCUCAAGGAGUUGAUCGUCCAAGAGUGUCCAAAUAUGCAGUCACUGCCUACGCUUCCCCGAUCCCUGACGAGCAUCGUAGUUUCUGACUGCAACCGCUCUCUUGAGAAGAGUUGCCAGACCCGCGGGCACCCAAACUGGCAAAAGAUUAGGCAUAUACGUUACAAAACAAUACGUUAGUUGGGUGUUGCCUCCGAGAUUACAGCAGAAUCAGACAUAUAUGCAAUUGUUUGUUUUUUUCUCUUCUCAACCUAUCGAUCGCAUAUGAGUUGUCAGUUUGGUCCAGUUGCAUAAAAGGCACUUGUGUUUGGUGUAUUUAGGUCAUGUUGAUGGUUGGUAGGACUCGCAACUCCUAAAAUUUGACUCUAAGAGCGGAGCUAUGGAGCGUCUCAAACCCUGCUCCACCAUCCCCCCCUUUUUUUUUUUUGGUAUCACUAUUUUAAGUGGAGCUGAAUCAACCAGUU